This is a messenger RNA of Rotaria sp. Silwood1, 1557 nucleotides long. NCBI's taxonomy places the organism in Eukaryota, Metazoa, Rotifera, Eurotatoria, Philodinida, Philodinidae. The record is from the annotation of a GenBank genome assembly.
AUGCCAACAGCGACAUUUAGCACAGUAGCCGAUCGUGAAAAAUUGUAUCGCAAUUGUGUACCACGAGAGAAGCCAGCAUCAUAUCCUCUCGAUCCAAAUCAUACUCACUUUAUUCUACUUGACGAUAAAUGUGGUCCGAAUGAUGAAAUCUGGAGACGAUAUGGAUAUCCAGUUCGAGCCGACCUCACUAUUCAGUUGCGUGCUGAAGUUGAACAGGAAGCUCGUUGUAGCUCUCAUUAUAGACACAAUUAUAAGAUUCCCAUUAUUCAAAUAUUAAUCGAAGGUGGUCCUUCAUCUCUUCUAACAGUGGUUGAAGCAGUAAUGCACGAAACACCCGUCGUUGUCAUUGACGGUACUGGCAGAGCGGCUAAUUUUAUUGCAAAAGCAUACAAAGCAUUAUAUGACAAUCAAACAACAUAUUUUUCACCAGCGAACAAUAAUGCUAAUUUAGAACGAGUAAUAAAAGAAGAUGGUAAGGACAUCAUCACUGGAAGUAAUGAAAAGCGUUUUCGUGACAUGAUAAGAUCAGAAAAAGGCUUCUUCUUGAUCAAUACUUUUUUACUAUGUCCUGACGAUCCCGAAUUUAAAUUGAGUGAUGCCAUACUUCAAGCAUUAUUUCGAGCGGCAAGUAUGCCCAAGCAUGAAAUAUCUGAUGCUCAUGUACAAAAGCUCAAAUUAGCCAUGGCGUGGAAUAAGUUUGAUCUGGUCGUUUCAGACAUGCUCAUCGAAAACGUUAAAACUCAGUGGACAGAUGUUCAAUUAGACAGUGCUUUAACUGAUGCAAUACAGCAUGGUUCUGUACAGUUUGUUGAACUUCUUAUUGAACAAGGUGCAUCAUUCGAUCGACUUCGACGAUUAAUUAAUAUUAAAGACUUAUACAAGAAAAAAACUGGUUUACCAUUGUCAAAGAAAGAAAUUACAGUAGACGAUAAUAAUAAACAAAAAAUGUAUUACAAACAAUAUCUGAAUACAGAAGCACUACAAACAAUCGAUUUUUUCCAAGGAAAAAAAGCGUUGCAUUCGAACAAUGUCGAUAUCUAUGGUACUAUUGAGAAUCCUCUAAAACGGACGACUAAACUAAACGGACUUGUUGUCUUCAAUGGAGACGAUGUUAUUAGACAAAAUGGUUAUGUAAAACAAGUUUCUAUUGUUUUUUCAAAUUCUCACAAUCCAUCAGUGACAACAGGCACGUCAAAUCAUGUAGUUCUUUAUAUUAUUUCGCCAACAUCCGAUACAGAUUGUUUUCAAGUAGUCGAUGUAUUAAAGACAGACGUUCGUGAUUAUCAAUAUGAUAACAACAAACUAACAAUUCAUAUGUACAAUUCUGCUGUCUAUGUCGAGCAAGGUCAAUAUUUGGCUAUUGGCUUUGAUAAGAAUUCGCGUUCUCCAAGUUAUUUGGAUGGUCUGAGUUCGUGUUAUACACUUGAUAUUGAUGCAGUCAAUCGAGUCUAUAUGAACAAAACUUCCAUUAAAUUCCAAUGGAGUCGUGAACGAGUAGCAAUUAGAAUUCAAAUAAUUUUAACUUCAGGUAGGAUUAUACUCGUUCAUAAUAAAUAA